AUGACUCGUCCACGCUUGCGUGACCCGGAGCAAGAUCGACCGUUUGCAUGUCCCGUGCCAAUGUGUGGUGGUCGAUUCCAUCGAAAGUUUACAUUGCAUGAACAUUUCAAGACUCACACGGGUGAACAGCCGUACGAAUGCCCCAUUCAAUCCUGCAGUAAGCGCUUCAGCACGUCUGGUAAUCUGGCACGUCACAAGCGUCUUCAUUCACUGCACAGGAUGGAGUGUCCAGCACCUGGAUGCACACGUAUCUUCACAAACAAGGACAGACUAGUCAAGCAUCAAAAGGUGCACAAUGGAAGCUCCAUCCAUACAUGCCUCGUUGGUGGCUGUGGCAAGACGUUUAGUACGGCCGGUAACCUCACGCGACAUAUGAAGACACAGCACUUGUCAGUGCCACCACUUCGAGCCACUUCGAUCACCUCGCGAAAACAGCAACAAUACUUGCAACCCUCUCAGCUUUUACAGCAAGUGACGACCAAGGAACUGUCUUCUAUUCUAUCAAUGCGAGGGUCACCGUGUCAUGAGAUUCCUGUCGACAUGAUGACAUUCUUGCCUCCGAUCGAGGACCAGCUACAGCAGUUUUCAUUCCUCAACAAUCCGACCGACCCUGAAGUACUUUCAGAGGAGGACCUGAAACACCUACUCGAGUGUUUAUUCUAA
Messenger RNA from Peronospora farinosa, 663 nucleotides. NCBI's taxonomy places the organism in Eukaryota, Oomycota, Peronosporomycetes, Peronosporales, Peronosporaceae. The record is from the annotation of a GenBank genome assembly.